AUGUGUGCUAAAAAGUCUCCAGAAGAACUGAAGGCCAUUUUUGAAAAAUAUGCAGCCAAAGAAGGGGAUCCUGACCAGCUGUCCAAGGAGGAGCUGAAGCUUCUGAUUCAGGCGGAGUUCCCCAAACUGCUCAAAGGUACGAGCAGCCUAGAUGACCUCUUCAAAGAAUUGGACAAGAACGGAGAUGGAGAAGUUAGUUUUGAAGAAUUCCAAGCAUUAAUAAAGAAGAUAUCCCAAUGA
Messenger RNA from Ochotona curzoniae (black-lipped pika), 240 nucleotides. RefSeq names its product S100 calcium binding protein G (gene S100G). NCBI's taxonomy places the organism in Eukaryota, Metazoa, Chordata, Mammalia, Lagomorpha, Ochotonidae. The coding region runs from base 1 to 240 and encodes 79 amino acids. Gene Ontology annotation, molecular function: calcium ion binding; transition metal ion binding. The transcript is spliced from 2 exons. Gene Ontology annotation, cellular component: cytoplasm. The record is from RefSeq and is a predicted model, not a curated record.